GGUAGCUAUAGGUACCUUAGUACCUCAGCACCCGUAGGACAGAUCUAGUAACACAUCAACCUCGACCAGACCGCACCUCGCGCCCGACCUCGCUACACCCGACACCAUUCGCAGCUAUCUUCCGAUUGGGCUCCGUAUCUGUUGCAAGCUCGUAUUUCAACCCCCGGCGCCACGUUAUCAGCAGACAGGCUCGCUGAGGUUCCAAUGCAUCGGAUCCAUUAGCAAGUAGAAGCCCGCGUCCGCCUAGUCCGCUACUCUCAUACGACUCGUCACACUUGAGGGAGCAGGGCGAGCCAUGUCCCUCUCCGACUCCUUCACAAUCCCCGACGUCCCGGGCGUCGAUGACGACGACAACGACGAUGUCGACUCCCUACCCUCCACGUCCACCGAGAGCUUCGUAUCCGAGGACGGUUACGACGCCCAGCGCGAGUGGGAGCAGAGCCUUGAACAGGUUCAGCUACUCCUCACCAUGAUCCUCGUCCCCUUCGCCGGCAAGUAUCUCGGCCGCAAGUUUGCCUACUGGAGCUGGGCGCGGUACAUGGAAUGGAUGCACAACGUGGAGAUAAGAUGGACGAACAAGACAGCAUUUAAGGCCGCCGGCGCCGCGGGGGCAGCGGCGACUCUGUGAAGAGACACACCAGCCACGGCUACCCAACAAGCCUGCACAUAUUGCCUACCUUGGCUUGCGUU
Durotheca rogersii is the source of this 690-nucleotide messenger RNA. RefSeq lists its product as uncharacterized. Lineage: Eukaryota; Fungi; Ascomycota; Sordariomycetes; Xylariales; Xylariaceae. The transcript has 4 exons. Gene Ontology annotation, cellular component: mitochondrial outer membrane. Bases 296 to 628 code for a protein of 110 amino acids. The record is from RefSeq and is a predicted model, not a curated record. Gene Ontology annotation, biological process: protein insertion into mitochondrial outer membrane; mitochondrial outer membrane translocase complex assembly.